Molecule: messenger RNA, 3289 nt
Organism: Kogia breviceps (pygmy sperm whale)
Lineage: Eukaryota; Metazoa; Chordata; Mammalia; Artiodactyla; Physeteridae
Gene: SLC13A3
Product: solute carrier family 13 member 3
Biological process (GO): transmembrane transport; citrate transport
Cellular component (GO): membrane
Molecular function (GO): citrate transmembrane transporter activity; succinate transmembrane transporter activity; sodium:dicarboxylate symporter activity
Source: RefSeq, a predicted model, not a curated record
AACUGAAGCCCAAUGGAAUUAAACGUCUUGCCCAGGGUUGCAUAACAAGCAAGUGGUACAGCCAGAAUUUGAGUGUUGCUUCAUCCAGUGCGGUGUGACAGGCUCAAUAAGGAAGGUCGCUGCCUGUUCGUCAUCCUGCUCAUGGCGGUGUACUGGUGCACAGAGGCCCUGCCCCUCUCGGUGACAGCCUUGCUUCCCAUCAUCCUCUUCCCCUUCCUGGGCAUCCUGCCCUCCAACAAGGUCUGCGCCCAGUACUUCCUGGACACCAACUUCCUCUUCCUCAGCGGUCUGAUCAUGGCCAGCGCCAUCGAGGAGUGGAACCUGCACCGGAGAAUUGCCCUCAAGGUCCUGAUGCUCACUGGGGUCCAGCCGGCCAGGCUCAUCCUAGGGAUGAUGGUGACCACCUCCUUUCUGUCCAUGUGGCUGAGCAACACGGCCUCCACUGCCAUGAUGCUGCCCAUUGCCAGCGCCAUCCUGAAGAGUCUCUUUGGCCAGGAGGUUCGUAAAGACCUCAGCUGGGAGAGUGAAGAGAAAGCAGCUGCUGUGCGGAAAAAUGGCCUGCAUAGUGUGCCCACGGAGAUGCAAUUUAUUGCCGGCACAGAAGACAAAGACUGUCCUGAGGAGGCGGAGGCUCCAACGGAUCUCCAGGCAAACUCUAAGAAGGAGGAGGACUAUCGCAGGGACAUCUGGAAGGGCUUCCUCAUCUCCAUCCCCUACUCGGCCAGCAUCGGGGGCACUGCCACCCUCACGGGCACGGCCCCCAACCUCAUCCUGCUUGGCCAGCUCAAGAGUUUCUUCCCACAGUGCGACGUGGUGAAUUUCGGCUCCUGGUUCAUCUUCGCCUUCCCUCUCAUGCUGAUGUUCCUGUUGGUGGGCUGGCUCUGGAUCUCCUUCCUGUACGGAGGGAUAACCCUGAGGGGCUGGAGGAAGAAGAAAUCUGAGAUCAGAAGUGAUGAAGAAAAUAGGGCUCGAGCCAUGAUUCAGGAGGAAUUCCAGAACCUGGGGCCCAUCAAGUUUGCUGAACAGGCCGUGUUCAUCCUUUUCUGCAUAUUCGCCAUCCUCCUCUUCUCCCGGGACCCGAAGUUCAUCCCUGGCUGGGCCAGCCUCUUCACUCCUGGGUUUAUUUCUGAUGCUGUCACUGGCGUGUCCAUUGUCACCAUCUUGUUCUUCUUCCCAUCCCAAAAGCCAUCUCUCAAGUGGUGGUUUGACUUUAAAGCUCCCAACACAGAGACAGAGCCCUUGCUGACGUGGAAGAAGGCUCAGGACACGGUGCCCUGGAACAUCAUCCUUCUCCUGGGAGGGGGCUUCGCCAUGGCCAAAGGCUGUGAGGAGUCGGGGCUGUCCGCGUGGAUUGGCGGGCAGCUGCACCCGCUGGAGGAGCUGCCGCCGGCGCUGGCCGUGCUGCUCAUCACUGUGGUUGUUGCCUUCUUCACGGAGUUUGCCAGCAACACGGCCACUAUCAUCAUCUUUCUGCCUGUCCUGGCGGAGCUGGCCAUCCGUCUGAGGGUGCACCCCCUGUAUUUGAUGAUCCCCGGCACAGUCGGCUGCUCCUAUGCCUUCAUGCUUCCAGUCUCGACACCCCCCAACUCCAUCGCCUUCGCCUCUGGACACUUGCUGGUCAAAGACAUGGCGCGGACAGGACUCCUGAUGAACGUGAUGGGCGUCCUGCUGCUCAGCUUGGCCAUGAAUACCUGGGCGCAGACCAUCUUCCAGCUGGGCACCUUCCCGGACUGGGCCAACAUCCACCUACCCAAUGUCACAGCACUGCCAUCCACCUUGGCCAAUGACACGUUUCAGACCCUCUGAGCCCCCCUCAGGUACUCUCUUUGGGCUGGGCCCUCCCAGAAGUUCUCGCCAUCCUCUGCUGCCAGGACCCUACAGGAUGAUCAAGCAAUUCUUCUCUGUGAUCCAGUACGCAGCAAGCAAGGGUGACUUCCAGUGGUCCACUCGGGCCCAUAGUCUCGUUCUCUAGGAUACCUUCUCCUCUGUCAUGCAGUUCAGGGUGCAGCUACCUCCCAGAUCUGCUGCCUGAGCAACAAGCUCCUUUAUCCCUGAGCUGUUCCGUGGUUAGGAUACAAGAAAGCCCAGUUUCAGCAACAAUAAGCAAAUCUGGAAUGGCGUUUGUCUUGAAUAGGUAGGGUGGGAAGCACAGCUAGCAGCCCUCACUGACUACACGAGUUACCAUCUGGAGAGACCAUCUUGCCUUUAGGGAUCACCUUCCUUCAAGAGACUUUGGGGCUGCUGUGUCCCAGUCCAGCUGUUCCAGCUGUUCACAGCUGGCGUGUGCUCUGCUUGGUGGGGGCCAAUUCUCUGCCAGUUAUUCAAAUAUCACCCCUGCUGAUACCCAGCAUCCAGGGGUAUUUUCAAUCCCUGGAGACAGGGGGAGGGACAGAUGACAUCCCGAGGACAUGGAGAUCGUGCAAAGCCUCCUUGCUGCUUCUCCGGGCUCCCGAGCACACAAGGGGAGUUCUAGACCUUUCUACCCAAGCUUAUUAGGAUUUUCCUGUUCAGUCUGAUUCAGUGCGGCCACAGUUCCAGGGUCAGGCCAAGUCUGGGCCAUGCCCUCUCACAGGUGACCCAUGGCCCCUCCAGCCGGGCCCCUUCCGCACGUGGCCCGCAGGGGCCUUCGUGGCUGCAGGCUUCUUCUUGCUCCAGGAGCUGGUCUUUACCUCCCCACCCCGACCCAAAGCGGGAAGCAUGUUUGGGUCACAUAAGCAAAGGCCACAUUUUUCAGGGGUGAGAGAAAAGUCAAAAGAUAAAUUGGGGCCUUGUAAGAGGUCAAAUGUUUCAGGCAGGGAAACACCAUAAUCCUCUUCUACAGAUGAGGACAACUUAAGACUUCCCCUGAGCCAGUGGCUGGUGGGGUCUGUCCUAGAGGAUCUGAUCCCUCCUUACUUCAAGUAGGAACAUCUCGAAAAGGCACCGGCUGAGGGGCCCAGAAAGCUCACAUCCCCGACUUCCUACGCCUCUGAGGGAUGAGGUUCCCCAAGCAGCUCGGGCUGGGAAGCGGCACCCAGGGACUGAACUUGUUCUUGAAACAGCACAAAUGAGUCAUGGAUGUUCCCCUGGGAGCAGUGGGGAGUAGGGAGAAUGGGCUCCCUGUCCUUCCCAUGGGGUUACUUCAACAUUUAGUCACAGUUACAGCCCGUUGGGGUGGGGCGUGCACUCCUAUUGGAUGGGGCAGUGGAGAAAUUCAUUCACAGAGAAACCCAAGGGGCUUAUAACUGGAUGAAUCGUGAUUUCAAAUACUUCUGAUUGAAAAUUCUAUAAAAUAAAGAAUGUUAAUCAA